CUGAUUCCAUGGUGACUAAAGCAAACAACAGCGUGCUGUUUAAAUUGGUUUGGAUUUAUUUUUCCCCGAGCUGUUUCUGUCCUGAGGGGUAAAAAAUGUCCGUCCAGGCUGAUCCUCGGGAGCAGGAGGAGAUUGAUCAGCUCUUCAUCGUGUUUGAAGGCUCCUCUCCGGAGGAUGUGUCCCAUGCCAGGCAGCUGUGGAGCUCCCUGUCCCUGCUGCCGCCGCUAGAGUCCCGGCUGGUGUCGGCGGAUAUCCGCCAGAGGCUGCCGGUGUCCCGGCCGCAGCGCAACAACACCGCCGCCGCCGGUCCCGCUCCGGAGCUCAACAGCGCCCCCGAUCUCCGGCAGAGGCAGGAGGAGAGGCAGAGGUACGCGGCCAUGGGCGACCAGAGGAAGGAGAUCCUGGCUCUGCUGAGGAGGCAGAGGGAGCAGAGGAUCCAGAAGGAGCUACUCUCUGAGGCAUUUAAACCCAAAGGGAAAAAGAUGAGAGACAAAAUGCCGAAAGGAAAAGAAGACCCAGACCCGGACUCUGAGGCGGACAAAGAGCUGGUCAGAAAGCUUCAGUAGGAGCAAACUGGGAAUGCAGAGAGGAGCAGAGAGGUUUCUGACGGGGAUUACUUCAGUUUUAGUUCUGACAGCAGAAACUUCUUUGUCUCAAAUAAAUGAGCCCUGCGUACACUGAAGUUACACACAUCUUCAAUCUGUCAAUCAAUUUAUCCAUCUGUCUAUCACUGUUUUUAGUAUGAUGAUGAUGAAUUGUCUUAUUUGUACUUAUUAAUCUUUACCCCAUACUCAACACUCUAUUAAUGUACAAAGUUCACCUUCACCCUCACACCCCUGCGUAUGGACGCAACUCUGUUGGCAACUAAUUAUUAUUUUAAAUACUCAUAAAAAAAUCAUAAAAAAUGUCCAAAAUGCACAGAAGUGAAUAAAAACAUUGUUAUAUUAGUUGUUUUAGUAGAGACAAAAUUGAAAAUAGUUUCUGAUCCUUCCUUUUUCUAGUGAACUCAAUGCUGUAAAUAUAUAAUAUUAAAUAAUAUGAUAAUAUGUAAUGAAUGCUAAUUGAAUGGUUCAGGUCACACUACAGGUGUUACAGAGGGAUCCAUUAUGGACCUCUUUAAUUCAUUUUAUGCAUAAAGAAUAUUAUCUCUGCCAUCCAGGACUGCGAUGUAUGAUUCAACAAACUGAUAUCAUU
Messenger RNA from Archocentrus centrarchus (flier cichlid), 1194 nucleotides. It is a transcript of the gene hoatz, whose product is annotated as HOATZ cilia and flagella associated protein. The record is from RefSeq and is a predicted model, not a curated record. Lineage: Eukaryota; Metazoa; Chordata; Actinopteri; Cichliformes; Cichlidae. Gene Ontology annotation, biological process: cilium assembly. The transcript has a single exon. The coding region runs from base 96 to 566 and encodes 156 amino acids.